This is a messenger RNA of Larimichthys crocea (large yellow croaker), 1878 nucleotides long. RefSeq lists its product as uncharacterized. The transcript is spliced from 6 exons. Lineage: Eukaryota; Metazoa; Chordata; Actinopteri; Sciaenidae. The record is from RefSeq and is a predicted model, not a curated record. The coding region runs from base 377 to 1780 and encodes 467 amino acids.
UUAGCCAAGAGGUAAGUUUUUGCCUAUACUUGUUUUUUUCACAUGUUGUGGAUGGUUUGUCUCCACUUCCUUGUCCAUGUCCUGUUUUAUUUUGAAGUUCCAUGUCUUGUCUUCCUGUGUUUUUCCUCUUGUGAGUACCUCGUGUGUCUCACAUGUAUGCGAUUGCCCCACCUGUGUCUCGUUUCCUCAUGUAUCUGACCUCAGUGUUUUCCCGGUUUUGUCCUUUGUUGGUUCGUCUGUGUCCAUGCUGUGAGUUAAUAAACUCUUUUUUUGUUUUACUGCACUAGUUUUCAGGGUCCAGUUCCCUAAACCGUAACAUGUUGUUUCUAAUUGUGUCUGUCAUUAACCUUGUAAUAAUUAUGUUUUCUUUCUGAGGAUGAGAAUGCCCACUUUACCAGACAAAGCUGGCCCAGGUGAAACAGGAACUGUGUCAUCACUUCAAGGAUCACCUCCAGUAUCCCCCCGCACAUCCACUCCUGUGGUGAAGAAAACCCUACAGCUUCCUAGUCCUCCACAAUAUGUGAUCUACACAGACACUGAGUUGGAACUAGCUCGUAAGCACCAUUUUGAGAUGGCCUGCACUGGUAGAGAGGGGGAAUCUGCCAUGUCCAAAGAGCUGAGAUGCAGGCUGGUGAGGAACACUGUUACCAGCAUGAUUUCAAUCUUGAGAGCAAGUCACCAAGGAGAGGAGCUCCGGUACCCUUCAAAGCAUGAGGUCACCACAAUGGCUAAGAGACUAGUGGAGUAUUAUCCCAUGCUACAGGAUAAAGAUGAACCCAUCAAACAUAUGAGCAUGUACAGUUAUCUUCAGAAGAGAAUUCUGAAUGUGAAGACCCCACAGAAGAGGCAGGGGCCCAGACCAGAGAGAAGCAGUUCAACCAAAAGACGUCACACUGACUUCUCUCCAAGUGACCAGCGAGAAGAUUAUGAUGCAGACUCAAGUGGUGGAUCAACAAUUCUUUUGCCACCUGGGAGCAGUUCUGAAGAUGACAGAUCAGCGGACAAAGAUAGUCUGGCAACACAGGCCAGGCAUUAUGAGACUCUGCAGGAAAUGUACAAGAAACCAAAACCCAACCAAGAUGCUGUCUGCCAGAUCCUUGACCUCGAGUUUCAAGCAAGAAGAGCCUUCAUUGACAGUGACAUUCUGAAAGAAGAGGACAGACUAGCAAAGAUUUUUGAGGCAUAUCCAUGUUUCAAAGAGCUUCAUCAUGUGAUGGAUGAGCUGCGGCGGAUUCUGGAUAAGGACAAUAGCAAGUUCUUAGAUGAAGUAAAGAAGAGAUGGGCCGACUUCAGCUCCAUGGUGCAGUUUUAUGGUGUUUGGAGGAAAGUGUUGAAGCCACCCAUGAGCCUGGGUGCAGUGGAAUCCAACAUUGCCUUGUUCAGGGCACUACCCACACUCUUCCCCUCACAGUCUGCGCCACCUAAGAAGAUGGGACAGGCCAGUGAGGCAUUGCUUCAUGUCCUUCAGCCAACAGAAGAGCCGGCCAUCUACCUCCAGAAGAGAACACUCUUCAGCCCUGUUUUGGUCUUUGAUGGGUCCCGCUGUCUUCUGGCAAUUGGAAACACUCCUGUCACUACAUUUGCCAAAGAAGAACUUGGUGAAGGUUUGCUGUAUCUGAUGGGUUAUUACUGCACCCUGCAUUUCACCUAUCCUAAGUGUGUGGCGACUCUUCUCUCUGUCAUUCAGACAGAAGUCUUACAGGACAGUAUCCACGAGCGAGACACCACAGGCUCGUACAAAAGAGCCAUGGCAGAGUGGAAUGCUUUCAUUAAGAAAUAGAGCUGUUCAGGCUUGGAGGGGGGUGUACAAAACUCAAGCCCCUGUGUUUUUUGAAGUUUUACACAUACUGAAGACUUGCUGUCUAUUUUUGUUCAAGU